Molecule: messenger RNA, 1004 nt
Organism: Eruca vesicaria subsp. sativa (arugula)
Lineage: Eukaryota; Viridiplantae; Streptophyta; Magnoliopsida; Brassicales; Brassicaceae
Source: the annotation of a GenBank genome assembly
CGCGGGACGAAGUGGUUGCACAGUGGACGACGGCUGGACCUACCCUAUAAAGAAAUAUAGGGUUCAUGACAUGAGCCACAACCACCACCACCACCACCACCGAGUGGCGAUUCUCUCUUCUCAUAUCUCACCAGUCAUGGCUUCAGAGAAAGAGGCUGCUUUAGCUGCCACUCCUUCCGAUUCUCCGACCAUAUUUGACAAGAUCAUCAGUAAAGAAAUUCCAUCCACCGUGGUCUAUGAGGAUGACAAGGUCUUAGCUUUUAGGGACAUAACUCCCCAGGGUCCUGUUCACAUCCUCCUCAUUCCAAAAGUGAGGGAUGGCUUGACUGGCCUCUCCAAGGCUGAGGAGAGGCACAUCGACGUCUUGGGCCGCCUUCUCUACACUGCCAAGCUUGUAGCCAAACAAGAAGGCCUAGAUGAAGGUUUCAGAAUUGUGAUCAACGAUGGUCCUCAAGGCUGUCAAUCGGUGUAUCACCUUCAUGUCCAUCUCAUUGGAGGACGCCAAAUGAACUGGCCUCCUGGCUAAAAAGAUCUCAUCAUCUACUAGUGAUUGAUGUCCUGGUUUUAAGAGGCACCCUACCCUUGAGUUUGCUAUUAUCUUCUUCUUCUGUCUUUAUGAAUAAAAGGCUUGGGACAUAACUUUUGUGAUUGUUAUGCUAAACCUUAUGGUAUGAAAAGAAUAUUUGACUGUUCUAUUUUCUGGAACCCUUCUUUCUAUUGUUGACUUUCUAAAAACAUUUGAAAGGUAAUAAGGGGUUGAAUAAUUGAGUCAAGAUUUGGGAGUUUUUGGUGUAAUAUUUCCCCCGUAGUGUAAAAAUCUUUGGUGUAAUAGUUACCUUUAAAAAAAGCAAUUAAAGAAUAUGCCUUGUAAUAUUCUUUAAGCCUUCUACUAUAACUACUUGAAAGUUUGGUAAAAGUUGUAAACCAAGUCUAGGAAGUGUUGAAGUGUAAGAGUUCUCUCUCGAAUUGUAAUUUCUUUUGAGUGAAUAUGUUUUUGAUAUAAA